Erpetoichthys calabaricus (reedfish) is the source of this 2358-nucleotide messenger RNA. Its product is annotated as ceramide synthase 2-like. Gene Ontology annotation, cellular component: membrane. Gene Ontology annotation, molecular function: DNA binding; sphingosine N-acyltransferase activity. The transcript is spliced from 11 exons. The record is from RefSeq and is a predicted model, not a curated record. NCBI's taxonomy places the organism in Eukaryota, Metazoa, Chordata, Cladistia, Polypteriformes, Polypteridae. The coding region runs from base 304 to 1518 and encodes 404 amino acids. Gene Ontology annotation, biological process: ceramide biosynthetic process.
CGCCUGUUGUUCCUUAUUUGAGGUUAUCGCAGUACAUCGAGGCUAUCGGGCUACAGUGCGCAAGUGAGGAAGCGAGCGCGAGCAGAGCCGCCUUUUGAAAUCACUUCGGCACUUCUUUGCAACCGGCAAAAAAAAAAUGCAAUAAAAUAAACCACAACAAACGAGGAAGCAAAGCAGAGCGAGCGAAGAGAACAGAAUCGUUAGAGUCGACGAGGAAACGAAUAGGCUAAAGUUUUGCACCUGCGGCACAAUAUUGGGACCUUGACGACAGGCUGCUGCUACCAGGAUCUUCACUUACUCGAAAUGGAAGAAUUUCUGGACCACUGGCUAUGGCGUGAAGAAUACUGGCUUCCACCUGGUGUAACAUGGAGAGACAUGGUUGGAACGGGGGACACACGCUACCCCCUACCUCGAGACCUGCUUUUCUCUCUCUCGCUUUCCUUAAUCUUCAUUGGUGUUCGCUAUAUCUUUGAGAGGUGGGUGGCACUCCCUCUGAGCAGGCAGCUUGGAGUGAAGGACAGAAUCCGGAUCAACGUGCCUAGAAAUGUCAGGCUGGAGGAGUAUUACAAGAAAAGGAGCAGAUGUCCCUCAGAGGGAGAGAUGCUGCUUCUGUCCAAACAAAGUGAGCUCUCUGUCAAACAGAUUGAAAGGUGGUUCCGUCGGCGCAGAAAUCAAGACCGUCCCAGCAACAGCAGAAAGUUCUGUGAAGCCUGCUGGAGGUUUACCUUCUACUCUGCUGCCUUUCUUGCUGGCUUGAUGGUGCUGAUUGAUAAGCCCUGGUUUUGGGACCAAAGUGAGUGCUGGGCUGGGUACCCAAAACAACCACUGCAAAUGUCUUUAUACUGGUACUACAUGAUUGAACUGGCAUUUUAUUGGUCACUCCUGUUGAGAGUUUCUUUUGAUGUUAAACGCAAGAGUUCUGUUUGUGUGCAGGAUUUUAAGGAGCAGAUUAUCCAUCACGUUGCAACCAUUGUUCUGAUUGGAUUCUCGUAUUGCUCUAACUACGUUCGUGUCGGAACACUAGUAAUGCUGGUGCACGAUGCCUCUGACUAUCUUUUGGAGUCUGCGAAAAUGUUUAAUUAUGCUGGAUGGAAGAGGACAUGUGACACGCUGUUUGUCAUCUUUUCUGCAGUCUUCCUCUUUACACGGCUCGUUGUUUUUCCUAUGAAAAUCAUCCACACUACCCUCUACCUCUCGAUGGAAGUCUUUGAGCCUUUCUUUGGCUACUACUUUUUCAAUGUUCUGCUCCUGGUCCUGCAAGUGCUGCACAUCUUUUGGGCCUCACUCAUCCUUCGCAUGGUGUGGAAAUUUGUCUUUGAGGGUAAAGUUGAUCAGGAUGAACGUAGUGAUGUUGAGGAGACUGAUUUUGCAGAGGAUGAUGAAGAAAAGAAACAUUGGGAUGCGAGGAACAGAGCUUUGGACUCAAAGCUGGUUUCUCUAGCCAACAACAACUGUGUUCUUAACAAUCUGACCAGUCAGAGAAACAACACCAUCAGCACGUUGCCUAAAGCCCGGUAGCACUUUGACUUCAUUUGAGUCUGGAGGACUGGCCCAUAGACAAGUUCAUCUUAAGGUGUGUGAAUGUACACUUAAAAUACUUUGUCUUUGGGGGAAGAAAAAGGGCUGAACCUUUUUAACUGUUCCACAACAAUAUUUUAAACAUUUUUAAAUGUGAUUUUAAUCUUCAUCUGGAGGUUGAGGGACUUUUUCGAAAGCUACAUAAGCUCCCCUUACUCUGUGCCUAUUUUUAGAAGAAAAAAAAAACACACACACUAGGACCUCUUCAACUGGGAGUUAUGGGAAGCUAUUCUAAGGAGACUUAAUGUAUUCUGACACUCUGCUAAAUUUCUGUUUUAGCAGCUAUGUGGUCUCCUAACUUGUUUUAUGUGCCGCACCAUUCCUCUUUAUAUUGGUUGUAGCCUUAAUGCAAGAAAUGCUCCAAGCACGUUUUCCAUAAACCUAUUAGUGGGGUAGGGUACGGAGUCCCCUGUGUAUAGAAAUAAAAUUAUUUUGAUAAAGUUGGGAAUUUUUGGUGGAAUAUUGUGUGAACAUUAACUAUCCACUCCUUUAUCUGCAAAGCUGGACUAUCUUGAUGGGGUUGUUGUGUUGUCUUGAAACUUACAAACAUGUUAAGAAUUUCCUCUGAUGUGCUACUCAAAUGACAGAUGGUGUACCAGACCCAUACUUCCUUGCCGUGUUGUGGAUAUUGGGUUCAGCUUUAGUUGUGGACAUUGGGUUAGAGGACCUCUGAGAAUUCUAAUAUUAAGACUGGAUUGAUUCUCACUGGUGGGGGAUGACUGGUCUUAUUUUUAACUGAUUAUGUUGUUAUUAUCUUUUAUUAAAUGCAAUAUUAAACUA